This is a messenger RNA of Etheostoma spectabile (orangethroat darter), 1470 nucleotides long. RefSeq names its product transmembrane protein 25 (gene tmem25). The record is from RefSeq and is a predicted model, not a curated record. Bases 233 to 1369 code for a protein of 378 amino acids. Lineage: Eukaryota; Metazoa; Chordata; Actinopteri; Perciformes; Percidae. Gene Ontology annotation, biological process: negative regulation of excitatory postsynaptic potential. The transcript is spliced from 9 exons.
AGAGCCGUGUGUGUCUGUGUGUGUGUGUGUUUAAAUGUAUGAGUGUACGCAGAUGGGAAAGCAACUGAGUCAGGGAGUGCUGCCUCGCAUCUCUACUCUGUUAUCACCAUCCUUCAAUUGUCCUCUCCACCUCCGCUGCCAUGGAGCUCCAGCAGGCUGAAUCACAACUGCGUCUACAGAAAGGGCUAAGCAGGUAGAUGUGCAUGCAUGUGCUGUGCUCCAUUGGGCCAGUAUGGGGUGUGUGUGUCUGAGAAGGUGGGCAUCAGGCUCUGCUGUCAUCUUCCUUCACACACUGGCCUUAUCUUGGACAGGUGCAAUUGAGACCUCCCCCAAGAUUGAUGGACAGCACCAGGCGGCUGUGACACUGCAGGAGAACAUGACACACUGGUUCAGCUGCCAAUCAGACGGCUGGGAUCCCCGUGCCCCUCCCUUGCUAACAUGGUACCUGAAUGGGGUGCAGCAGAGAGAGCCACCGCCCAACCAUGGGCGCCUGGUGACAACCUCGCAGGAAGGUUCCAAGGUCAUGAGACCGGGGACCAAUCACAACAGCACCUUCUCGCUGCGGGCCAGGAAGUGGGACAGGGAGCUGGUGUGUGUUGCAUCAAACCCCAGGACAGGAGAGAGCCACAACGCCACGGUCACACUUAAUAUCCAGUUUCAGCCAGAGAUCCUCAGGCUGAACGGCCACUACAGUGAAACCUCAGACCCAGGCCUCUCCCUGGUCCUCUUUGCCUUGGUACGGUCCAACCCGCCUGCCACCAUCACCUUCGUGGACCAGUACGGCCAGCUGGUGGCCAACACCUCCGACUUCCUCAUCCUCGACUCGCGAAGCUACCCUUGGCUGACCAAUCACACAGUAAAGGUCACGCUCGGUAGCCUAUCAGGGAAUAUCUCGCUGAACGUUAGCAACAGUGUGGGAACGGUGCAGAGCAACCUCACACUGGCAGAGUUCCUACAGUCUCGUGUGGAGGUACCUAUGCUGGGAAUAGUGACUGGGGGAGCCAUGGCCUUCAUGGCCCUCCUUGUCCUCAGUCUGAUUGUUCUCUGCCUCAUGCAAAAAAACCAGAGCAAGUCCUUUGAUGAACCAGUGGAGAUAAUGAUGACCAAGAAAAGCAACUCAGCCAAUCUUAAAACUGUUAAGACCUCCAUUCCCAGAGAAAACAUGUCUCUGCCUUCCAACAUGCAGCUCAACGACCUCAACACUUUGAGAAAAGCCCGAGAGGCCGCUCAGCAGAGCAUUGUGGGAGAGAAGGAGGAGGAAGAGGAAGAUCUGUCUUUAGCCUAUGCUGCCAGAGGUUUUGCCAGAUAUCCAAUGGUCGGUUAUAUCUAUAAGGUGAACAGCACAAGCAGUGAGGAGAUCUGGCUCUGACUGACCUCACACAAAAGUUAACACACACAAAACACACACACACACACACACACACACACACACACACACACCCACAAACACACACACACACACACACACAC